AUGACGGUUCCCGUUAGAUAUUUGGUUUAUGGUUUCAGUACCUCUUGCAUCACUCUUCUCUAUGCUCUUCGUCUAGCUUUCCAUUCGACAAUAAUAUGUCAAUUGAAGAAUUCAACUGAUUCAUUCCUUCUCGAUGAGGACCUCAAGCAAUACACGUUCCAGUCGGUUGGAUUCGGGUUGGCAGUUGGAUUGGUCCCAUUACAUUUUUUGAAUUUUCUGGGAACAAGAAAUGUCACUACAAUCUACGGAAUCAUCGGAAUCAUCUCUGCUCUUUUCUACCCGACGUCAUAUCAACUCGGCUUCUACCCCUCCUUCAUCAUUCGACUAUUUCAAGGAGCUCCACUCGGAAUCCUCCUUUGGUUGAUUGCAAAAGUGGCAACUGAAUGGACGCCAAAAUCAGAAACAGCUAUAGCAAUUGCAAUAUUGACAUCUGUUUACCAAUUGGCUCCGUUUGUUGCUCAAAUAAGUGCAGCCGAAAUGUGUCAGUAUUUUGGAUGGGAGUACACUUAUUACUUUUUGGCAGUGCUUUGUGCAGCCUCACAUGUUGCCUUUUAUUAUGUUUACACGGAUCGAGUAGAGGAUAAUAAACUUGCUACAUCAGAAGAAAAACUAUUCAUCUCCGAUGGCAAGGGCAAAGAUUCCAGUCAGGUGUCUCAAGAUGUUCCAUACUCUCAACUUCUUCUUGACUCCACCGUCUGGGCCACGUGGUUUGCAAACCUUGCUUUCUUCUCCUCUCUUCUGGUGUUUCUUCAGUACGGACCACUCUACAUGAAUCAGGUUCUCGGAUUCUCGGUUCGAACAACUGGGUAUUCUGGAGGAGUGGCUCACGUCUUCUGUUUGUUCGCAAAAGUAGUUUUUGGAAAGGUCAUGGAUGCGAGUAAGAUGGAUAUGUCAAAGAGGUUGAAAACGGCGUGGACAGUUAUCGAAAUUCCGUCAUUAACACUUUUGAUGGCUUUAAUUAUUGUUCGAGACGUUUACAUUCAAAUGGUCUGCAUCGUUAUCUUCAUUACAAUCCACGGAGUAGCCAUCGUCAUUAUUGUCAAAACCCAAACUUACCGUUCCGCGGAACAUAACCACGUCCUUGCCAAUGGAAAUACCCUUUGCGUAGUCCUCUGUCUGUUUCUUCAACCACUCGUCGUCAAAUUUCUGGUUCAGUUGAACACGUUUGAUGAGUGGUCUCGAGUUUUCGGGCUCCAUGCUAUUCUCAUUCUCGUUUCGGUGAUUUUCUUCGCAUGCAAAGUCGACGCCACACCAGCCAAAUGGACAGGAAUCCAGAAAGUGGCCACCGACAAAAUCGAGCAACCAUAA
Molecule: messenger RNA, 1308 nt
Organism: Caenorhabditis remanei
Lineage: Eukaryota; Metazoa; Nematoda; Chromadorea; Rhabditida; Rhabditidae
Exons: 9
Coding region: 1-1308 (435 amino acids)
Biological process (GO): transmembrane transport
Molecular function (GO): transmembrane transporter activity
Source: RefSeq, a predicted model, not a curated record